AAACUGCAGGUUCCGGGCGCGUUCGGUCGGAGCGCGCGGCGUGGGCCGCGCGGGCCGCCGUAGUCAGCGGCUGCGAGCAGGAAGUGUCCGCGGCGCCGGCGGACGCUGCACUAUGGCUCCGGACCCCUGGUUCUCCACAUACGAUUCUACUUGCCAAAUUGCACAAGAGAUUGCUGAGAAAAUUCAACAACGAAACCAGUAUGAAAGAAAUGGUGAAAGUACAGCCAAGCUUACCGUGACAAUCAGAGCUUUGUUGCAGAAUCUGAAGGAAAAGAUCGCCCUUUUGAAGGACUUAUUGCUAAGAGCUGUGUCAACACAUCAGAUAACACAGCUUGAAGGGGACCGAAGACAGAACCUACUGGAUGAUCUUGUAACUCGAGAGAGACUACUCCUGGCAUCCUAUAAGAACGAGGGUGCAGAGCCAGAUCUCAUCAGGUCCAGCCUGAUGCCAGGAGGGGCUAAGCGAGAAGUACCCAAUCCUUGGCUCUUUGAGGAGCCAGAGGAGACCAGAGGCUUGGGCUUUGAUGAAAUCCGGCAACAGCAGCAAAAGAUCAUACAAGAACAGGAUGCAGGCCUUGAUGCCCUUUCCUCUAUCAUAAGUCGCCAAAAACAAAUGGGGCAAGAGAUUGGGAAUGAGCUGGAGGAACAAAAUGAGAUAAUUGAUGACCUUGCCAACCUGGUGGAGAACACAGACGAGAGGCUCCGCACUGAAACCCGGCGUGUGACUCUGGUGGACAGAAAGUCGGCAUCCUGUGGAAUGAUAAUGGUGAUUUUAUUGCUGCUCGUGGCUAUUGUGGUCGUUGCAGUCUGGCCUACCAAAUAGUGGCAAUAAAAGGACCACCAGCUCUGACACCUGCCAGUGAUGGAGAAAAGCCCAGCACCCUUUUGAUACAUGAAAGCUGCUCUCAAUAAAUUCCCUCAAAGCUCUGAA
This is a messenger RNA of Miniopterus natalensis, 931 nucleotides long. It is a transcript of the gene STX8, whose product is annotated as syntaxin 8. NCBI's taxonomy places the organism in Eukaryota, Metazoa, Chordata, Mammalia, Chiroptera, Miniopteridae. Gene Ontology annotation, cellular component: SNARE complex; endomembrane system. The record is from RefSeq and is a predicted model, not a curated record. Gene Ontology annotation, molecular function: SNARE binding; SNAP receptor activity. Gene Ontology annotation, biological process: vesicle fusion; intracellular protein transport.